Molecule: messenger RNA, 1343 nt
Organism: Pteronotus mesoamericanus
Lineage: Eukaryota; Metazoa; Chordata; Mammalia; Chiroptera; Mormoopidae
Gene: TMED10
Product: transmembrane p24 trafficking protein 10
Exons: 5
Coding region: 63-722 (219 amino acids)
Biological process (GO): Golgi organization; intracellular protein transport; endoplasmic reticulum to Golgi vesicle-mediated transport
Cellular component (GO): Golgi apparatus; endoplasmic reticulum-Golgi intermediate compartment; COPI-coated vesicle
Source: RefSeq, a predicted model, not a curated record
UCACGUGGGCCCUCCCGGUUCCGGCGCGGUAAAGGCCCGGGUGGUGAACAGUCUCCGGCACCAUGUCUGGUUUGUCUGGCCCGCGAGCCCAGCGUGGGCCUUGGCAGUUGGCAUUGCUGCUGUCAUUCCUGCUCGGUCCCAGCUCGGUUUUCGCCAUUUCCUUCCAUCUGCCUGUUAACUCCCGCAAGUGCCUCCGCGAGGAGAUCCACAAGGACCUGCUGGUGACCGGCGCGUACGAAAUCACCGACCAGUCUGGGGGCGUUGGCGGCCUGCGCACCCACCUUAAGAUCACAGAUUCUGCUGGCCAUAUCCUGUACUCCAAGGAGGAUGCAACCAAGGGGAAAUUUGCCUUUACCACUGAAGAUUAUGACAUGUUCGAAGUGUGUUUUGAGAGCAAGGGAACAGGGCGGAUACCUGACCAACUCGUGAUCCUAGACAUGAAGCAUGGAGUGGAGGCGAAAAAUUAUGAAGAGAUUGCAAAAGUUGAGAAGCUCAAACCUUUAGAGGUGGAGCUCCGACGCCUAGAAGACCUUUCCGAAUCUAUCGUUAAUGAUUUUGCCUACAUGAAGAAGCGGGAGGAGGAGAUGCGCGACACUAAUGAGUCAACAAACACUCGGGUUCUGUACUUCAGCAUCUUUUCAAUGUUCUGCCUCAUUGGACUAGCCACUUGGCAGGUCUUCUACCUUCGUCGCUUCUUCAAGGCCAAGAAGUUGAUUGAGUAAUAAGGCCUGCUCUCCUCCCACCUUGUAUCUCAGCCAGCAGGACAUCACUGGGACGUGCCUGGCCUGAGGCAUCCUAGCAACAGCACCAUCAAGGCACAUGGAACUUUCUUGCUGGAACUGAUCUCUUGGUGUGGGAGGACAUGGGUUACCACCUACACCCAACAAGUCAUGGAGGGACUUCUUUUUAACUCGAUAGGAUUUAGACUGGUGUCGCAACAAUAGGACUAUUACUAGUCACCUGUGACAAAAAAUAGGGGUUACCUAGAUAAUGCCAAAGCCAGCAUUUGUACUGGGUUUCCUCAUGCAACCUGGUUGAACCAUGUUUUAUUUUCUUCUCCCACUUGCUCACUAUCUUGGGCUUCCACUCUAGUUCCUUUACCAAGAUUUGAAUGACCAUGUGGAACUUGUUUCAUUCUAAUUGUCCUUUUUUGGAUUUCUUUGGGAAAACACCCAUAUCUUAACCCUUAGCUGAAAUGUUUAGGUAGCCUCUGGUGGUAUCCUUUCAUAAUUUUAUGUCUUUUAAAAGUGUAAUGGAUGUGACAUCUCAUAGAAAUGAGCUUUCAACUCUAGGGAGCUCUUAAAGAAAAUUUCAUUUUGGAGAAUUAAAAUGGUUGUGCACAA